UCCCCUUCCUUCCGUUCAUCCAUUGCAACCUUGCUGUCUUGUAUUCUCGUGCCUAUGGCAAUGGAUAUCCUUGUCUCUGCCGUUGUAAGCGACCUGAUCAGCCGGUCUGCAUCAUUUCUGAUCAAGAAAUGCUCUCAGCAGCCGGACGCGGACAAGAACUUGCAGAGGCUGAGCCGGCUGCUGCUUCGAGCCCACGCCAUCGUCGAGGAGGCCGAGGGGCGGCGCAUCACGAACCAAGCGAUGCUCUGGCAGCUGAAGAUGCUCACGGAAGGGUUCUACAGAGGGCACUUCAUGCUUGACAUCUUCAAAUUCCGAGCUCUUCCAGGCGGCAGCACAGAGGACGAGGAGGAAGCGAGCCACUCAUCUGCGAUGUCCAAAAUCCAUCCGGCCAAACGUGUGCGCUCUUCCAGUACCAACACGAAGAUGAUGCUAUCUGGUGGUAACAGCGCAACGGAGCUGCACGAGAUGGCUGAUUUCCUUGAGACCAUCAUCGCCGACAUGAAGGAAUUCGUCGUGUUUCUGGGGUCUUAUCCUCGGAUGAACAGGCAACCUUACUGCACUUACUUGUUCCUGGACAACUGCAUGUUUGGUCGUCAGAUGGAGCGUGAACGGGUCCUGAGUUUCUUGCUGCAUCCAGAGGCGGCACCUGGCUCUGAGAAUUUGGCUGUGCUUCCGAUCGUCGGCCCGCAAAGAGUGGGGAAGAGCACUCUUGUUGAGCAUGUCUGCAGGGACGAGAUGGUGCGCGAUCACUUCUCGAUGAUCCUGUUCUUUCGUGAGAACAGCUUGAAUGAUGCAGGAGUGACCGAUCUGAGAGAAAGCGGUUUAGUCAAGCAUCAGAAUAGUCAUGCCUCACAGAAAAGGUUGCUGAUUGUUAUCGAGCUAGCCGGGGACAUAGACGAGGAGACAUGGAAAAGGGUGAUUUACUCGACGAGCCGCAAGGCGAGAGGGAGUAAAAUCAUAAUCACCAGCAGGUCAAAGAAGAUCACGAAGUUCGGAACAGUGGAGACGCUCUGGCUGGACCUUCUGCCGCCGGAAGUCUACUGGCAUUUCUUCAAGACACUAGCAUUCGGAACCGCAAACCCCGAUGAGCAGCCGAAGCUCGCCUCCAUGACCAUGGAGAUCGCCACGGAGCAGCGGCAGUGCUUCGUGAGCGGGUACAUCGUCGCCAGGCUGCUGCGGGACAACCUCGACGCACGGUUCUGGCGCGCGGUGCUGCGGUGCGUGAGGGCGUACAAGCGGAAGCACCUCCUCCUGUUCGACGAGCACCCGAACGUUCGGAUGCGCAGAGACGAGCCGGUGUACUACUGGAGGCUGGGGGGUAGCGGCAGGUACUUCUUGAUCUGCGACUACUACCAGACGGACUCCUGCCGGGAGGAUGUUGCCGAGGUCACCGUGCAAGACGUCCUUCUCGGACGUGACGCGCCGCGUGGGAGGUUUGAGGCGCUGGGGUGGACGUCGCGGCUGCCACCGUACUACAACUACAUGAUAAGCUGUGUGUCGCAAGAGUCGGGAUCUGGGGUGGGCAGAAUGAAGCGGAAGGCACUUGAUCUGAGUGGAGUGUGAGGCCAUCUCCAACGGAGAUGCAUUUUUGCCUGUUAGGUCGUAUGUUUAUGUGAUCCUGCAAAAAACUUUAAGAGAAUCGGCGUUUUUGUUUUUCCCCGUGCUACAGGGAAGCGGGAGGAGGCAUUGAUCGACAAAUUUGUUGAUGGAUACAGGAGUCGUAUCACUAUUUCUUGAGUAUAACUAUGGAUCCGAGAAGAGAUGUAAAGUAAUAGAAGGUAGAAAAUAAUGUAGCUGUUGAAGAUGAAAAAAAUAAAAGAUAUUAUAAUAGUGUUAGAGUAUGCUGU
Molecule: messenger RNA, 1847 nt
Organism: Phragmites australis (common reed)
Lineage: Eukaryota; Viridiplantae; Streptophyta; Magnoliopsida; Poales; Poaceae
Product: putative disease resistance protein RGA3
Exons: 1
Coding region: 55-1563 (502 amino acids)
Molecular function (GO): ADP binding
Source: RefSeq, a predicted model, not a curated record